This is a messenger RNA of Melanotaenia boesemani (Boeseman's rainbowfish), 3098 nucleotides long. It is a transcript of the gene cln8, whose product is annotated as CLN8 transmembrane ER and ERGIC protein. The record is from RefSeq and is a predicted model, not a curated record. Gene Ontology annotation, biological process: lipid homeostasis. The coding region runs from base 161 to 1024 and encodes 287 amino acids. Gene Ontology annotation, cellular component: membrane; endoplasmic reticulum. The transcript is spliced from 3 exons. NCBI's taxonomy places the organism in Eukaryota, Metazoa, Chordata, Actinopteri, Atheriniformes, Melanotaeniidae.
GUAUGGUGUGAGAUUUCCUGUUGUUAGCAUUACGGAUGUACACGAACACAGUGAUACACCUCCGAAUAGGAGCGGGGAUGUAAACAUAGCAGCUGAUCUACACAUCAUGCAUGGACCAAGUGAAGCUCCCAUCUUCACGUGAUACACCCUCUGAAACACCAUGGCUGAUCAGCAGACCAGUCCUUUACCCCAGCCCAGCGCAGAGUACUUCUCAUGGGACUUUCGCUUCCAGCUUAUCUGUCUGGGGUUCGGCUUCUACACAGCUAUAUUCCUCCUCUCCCACAUCCUGUCUGUGAUUCUGAGCCGUACCUACAACUCUCUACUUACUAAAGAGAAAGUUUUCUGGAACCUCGCAGCCACCCGGGCAGUGUUUGGCAUCCAGAGUAGUGUAGCAGGACUUCAGACCCUGACUACAGACUCUGCUUUAAGCAGGGACAAAGUGAGGGGCCAAGAGGACUGGUCGUGGUUUCAUGUCCUCACUGCCACAGGCUUUUUUGUGUUUGAGAAUGUAGCACUUCAUGCUUCUAAUGUGGUGUUUCGGUCGUUCGACCUCCCACUUGCGACGCACCACUUCUUUGCCCUGUCUGGAUAUGCAGGGGCCGUAGUAUGGGAUUCCCAGGGCCACUUCCUGGCAAUGGUGACACUCUUGCUGGAGAUGAGCACGCCAUUCACCUGUAUAUCCUGGAUGUUAUUGAAGGCUGGCUGGGCAAGCACUCUUUUCUGGAAAGCCAACCAGUGGGUGAUGAUCCACAUGUUCCACUGUCGCAUGGUGCUCACUUAUUACAUGUGGUGGAUAACAGCAACACACUGGAGCGAGAUGAACACCCACAUAGCUCUGCCGCAACGCCUUCUCUUCUUCUCUGGUCUCGCCCUGCUCACGGUUAUCAUCAACCCCAUCUGGACGCACAAGAAAACCAUGCAGCUGCUAAAUCCUGUGGACUGGAACUUUAGUAACAAGCCGGCACCACUAAAUGGCACCGCAGAGGGUCAAAGUGAGGUUUCUGUGAAACCACAUGCCAACUGAGGACUGUUAAAGAGAUCAUUUCUUAUUUGGAUAUACAUUUUUCAAGGGGCUUUUGAUGAGAGUAAAAUAGGUGUCUUGUUAAGUUUUACUUUAUUAACCCCAAGAAAACAGAACAUAAGCACUCUUGUCCUUGGUGUAAUUGGGUUAAUUGUGAUUACCUGGUAGUAUCAUAGUACAGGUGGCAACAUGGUCUUCCAUCACAUUUAAUUUUUACCCAAUUUUUAUAUGAAAUAAUAUUUGGUAGUGGAAUGAGAUCUUGGCUGUUUGUAUCACUCUCAUUGAAAUAGGUGUUUUUUUUCAGUAUUUAUUCAAAAUGAGAAACAUGUAUGAGAGUAGUUAUGGGAAACCAUCACCAGUUUUACAGGCUAACAAAACAAAAUCUUGAUCUGUUAGACAAAAAAAUAAAAAAUAAAAAAAUCAUUAACAUCUGUUUAUCUUCUCACACACUGGUUCCAGUCUGCUGCUUUUUAUAGUCAAGUUAGAUCAAUUUAGUACAAGUUCUUGGGGAUAGAAGAGUGAACAGAUGUUUCCCCAUUGAGUGGGGAAGUCACAAGAAGAAUGCUGCCUUUGUCACACACAAGGCGGGUAGGAAAUUUGAUUAAAUUUAAGGAAUGAGCCUUUUCAUUGGAACUGUUUGAUACUAAUUGAAGAGAUCACUUCAUUCAUGGUGGUUUUAGGCUGUUAGGUCCACCCACAGCAAAGAGAGAAACAUUUUUCAGCACCAUGGGAGAAAAGACGUUAAAACAGAAUCUUCAUUAUUGGUGAAAGAAAGGUCAAGGGUUGUCCCCUUCACAGAGGCUUUAUUGUCCAAAAUGGAGAUGAGAUGAGAUGAAAUUGAACCAGUACUGACAGAAAACAAGGUUGCAUUUGAACCAUGUUUUUUUUAUAUAUAUAUUUAUUAUUAGGAAUUAAGCAGAGUGAUUUAAAAAGGAGGAACUUUUUGUGAUAGAGCUUUAGAUUUAUGUAAGAAAUGGGAUUUUGCACGAAGUGGCCUUGUAUUAUCUGACAUCUGGCACAUGCACGUGUUCGAACGUUCUGCGCACAUUUUGAUCUUGUGCAGUUUUUUUUACAGCCAGUGUGUUGUUUUACAGCAUUACAGUUGUAUCUUACUAACUUGGUUAAUAUUUUCUUAUGAUCUGUGCUCAAAUUGAACAUCUUAAAGAUGCAAAGUAAGUUUAUCUGAGAAAAAAAUCUAACAAAAUCCAAAUGCACUGCAGAUAUCUAUUAUUGUUAUUAUUGUUCAUAUUAUUAUUAUUAUUAUUAAACUUCUGUUGGAUAUUUUACGUCCUGCUGUGCGAAACAGGAUUCUCUAUGAUUGACAUAACUUUGCCAUGGUACAUCAGCGUGCUCCAUUAUUAAUGAUAAUGACCUGCAUCAUCAGUGUAAACGCAGGACUCAACCAUUUCUGUGUUGUUGAUUCUGAAUUUCAUGUGCAUUUUUUUCUGCCUACAAAAAUAUUUCUAAUGUUAAAGUUUUCAAAAUAAUAUUAAAAACAGUUGUUCUCAUUUUAAGUUAAAUUAUUAUAGAAAUUCCUCUAUCAAGUAAUAUUGUUCUGGACAUUGGAUUUGUUUUAGAUAUAAUAUGCUUUAAAUGAAAGAGCUCAUGUAGUUUCAUUGCUUUUAAUUUAUCACAUGAUUCUGUCUUUUACGUGUUUACAUGUGCUGGGAAAUGUAUUAAUUUGAGUUACAACAUAAGUUUUUGUCACACUUUAGUCUCAUCUCAUUUGUCUAAUUUGUGCCUCUCCAUCUGCUCUCUCCUCCACCUUUCUGCCUGUGACCAGAAGUCCUUCACAGCCAAAAUAUUCAGAAAAAUGUUUAAAUUCCUGAAUUGUUACUGAAGAAGAGAGGAAUGAUGAUGCUUGCUGAACGAAAGACACACCAGUAUCUUUUUUUGCACAUGUUUUAGCACAUGGCUUCUGCAACAUCAGGACAAUGUGUAAUAUGAACUAUGAAACACCCAAAACAUUUUAUCUGACAGAAAUGUUUAAAAACAGCAUUAAAAAACAGUAGAUUAUGUGGCAGUGUUGUAUUGAUUGUUUAAAAGGAUGGAUGUAUUUCUGAUGGUAGGAACUAAG